Messenger RNA from Sus scrofa (pig), 969 nucleotides. The record is from RefSeq and is a predicted model, not a curated record. NCBI's taxonomy places the organism in Eukaryota, Metazoa, Chordata, Mammalia, Artiodactyla, Suidae.
AUGGAGAACUAUACAGAAGUAACUGAAUUCGUCCUUCUGGGACUCACCAAUGCCCCAGAGCUGCAGGUUCCACUCUUCAUCAUGUUCACUCUCAUUUAUCUCGUCAGUGUGGCUGGAAACCUGGGGAUGAUGGUUUUGAUUCUCAUGGACUCUCGUCUCCACAUUCCCAUGUACUUUUUCCUUAGUCACCUCUCUCUGGCGGACUUUUGUUAUUCCACAGCUGUCACACCCAAGGUGAUAGCUGGGCUCCUCACAGGAGACAGUGUCAUCUCCUACAAUGCAUGCGCUGCUCAGAUGUUCUUUUUUGCAGUAUUUGUCACUGUGGAAAGUUACCUCUUGGCCUCCAUGGCCUAUGACCGCUAUGCAGCUGUGUGCAGACCCCUCUAUUACACCACCACCAUGACGACAAGUGUGUGUGCUCGUCUGGGUAUAGGUUCCUACUUCUGUAGCCUCUUGAAUGCCUCCAUCCACACUGGAAAUACAUUCAGGCUCUACUUCUGUAAGUCCAAUGUGGUUGACCACUUUUUCUGUGAUAUUCCAGCAGUCAUGGCUCUCUCUUGCUCCGAUAAGCAAAGCAGUGAGCUGAUUCUUAUUGUUGUGGCAAGUUUCAACAUCUUUUUUGCCUUCCUGGUUAUCUUGCUUUCCUAUCUGUUCAUAUUUUUUACCAUACUGAAGAUGCACUCAAUAGAGGGAUACCUGAAGGCUUUAUCCACCUGUGCUUCUCACCUCACUUCCGUCACUAUCUUCUAUGGGACAGCCAUGUUUAUGUACUUACAGCCCAGCUCUAGCCAUUCCAUGGACACAGACAAAAUUGCAUCUGUGUUCUAUACCAUAAUUAUCCCCAUGCUAAACCCCCUGGUCUACAGUUUGAGGAAUAAGGAGGUCAAAAAUGCUUUCAAGAAGUUGGUUGAUAAAGCAAAAUUGUCUCUAAGCUUCACCUUUAAGGUUGUAGGAUCCAAAAUGAGCUAG